UGUUCUCUCACAUUCGCCAAUAACCUGAGACUCGUUCCCUGGAAAAACAAACCCCAUUCCAAACCCCCACUUUCCGGCCUCCAGCGAGCUUCAAGAGCGGGGGAACCGCCGUCUUUUCUUCCAUUUCUUUCACUCAGGCGAUUGCAAGGAUUGGACGGAGGUGCUGAGGCAAGAUGUGGCGCUGUGUUUCUCGUGGCCUUCGCGCUUCUUCUUCUUCCUUUUCCAGGAAAUCGUCGCCUAAUGAUCACCUCAGAUCUCACUUUUCUCGAUUCUUCUCCGAUUCGACGGCAGGUCGCUCGUCAUACACUGUGGUUGAUCACACAUACGAUGCGGUUGUGGUAGGAGCCGGUGGUGCAGGGCUUCGAGCUGCUAUAGGAUUGUCAGAACAUGGAUUUAAUACUGCCUGCAUUACUAAGCUUUUCCCAACUCGAUCUCACACUGUUGCAGCUCAGGGAGGUAUUAAUGCUGCACUGGGAAACAUGACUGAGGAUGAUUGGAGGUGGCACAUGUACGACACUGUCAAGGGGAGCGAUUGGCUAGGUGAUCAGGAUGCCAUUCAAUACAUGUGUAGAGAAGCACCAAAAGCAGUUAUUGAGCUUGAGAAUUAUGGACUUCCAUUUUCUCGUACUGAAGAGGGAAAAAUAUAUCAACGUGCAUUUGGUGGUCAGAGCCUCGACUUUGGAAAGGGUGGACAGGCAUAUCGUUGUGCAUGUGCUGCAGACCGAACGGGGCAUGCUUUAUUGCAUACUCUCUAUGGCCAGGCUAUGAAGCAUAACACACAAUUUUUUGUGGAAUAUUUUGCUUUGGAUCUUUUAAUGAAUAGUGAUGGUAGCUGCCAGGGAGUGAUAGCAUUAAAUACAGAGGAUGGUACACUACAUCGGUUCCAAGCUGCAUCAACAAUUUUAGCUACUGGGGGUUAUGGCAGAGCAUAUUUCUCUGCCACCUCUGCUCAUACCUGUACUGGAGAUGGAAAUGCCAUGGUUGCACGUGCUGGGCUUCCACUUGAGGAUUUGGAGUUUGUGCAGUUUCAUCCAACAGGAAUAUAUGGUGCUGGAUGCCUUAUUACUGAAGGAUCUCGUGGUGAAGGAGGCAUUCUUAGGAACAGUGAAGGUGAGCGCUUUAUGGAACGAUAUGCCCCAACAGCAAAGGAUCUUGCAUCAAGGGACGUUGUCUCAAGAUCCAUGACGAUGGAAAUUCGGGAGGGUCGUGGUGUAGGACCACUGAAGGACCACAUCUAUCUUCAUUUAAAUCACUUACCCCCUGAGGUACUGAAGGAGAGACUUCCGGGUAUCUCAGAAACUGCUGCCAUUUUUGCUGGCGUUGAUGUUACCAAAGAGCCCAUUCCAGUGUUACCUACAGUGCAUUAUAAUAUGGGUGGAAUUCCAACUAAUCAUCAUGGAGAGGUAGUUACAAUCAAGGGCAACGAUCCAGAUGCUGUAAUUCCAGGAUUGAUGGCUGCUGGCGAGGCAGCUUGUGCCUCGGUUCAUGGUGCCAAUAGGCUUGGUGCAAAUUCGCUUUUGGACAUUGUUGUCUUUGGACGAGCUUGUGCAAAUAGGGUAGCAGAGAUCAGUAAACCAGGGGCCAAGCAAAAGCCGUUGGAAAAUGAUGCUGGUGAGAAGACAAUUGCAUGGCUAGACAAAUUAAGGAACGCAAAUGGUUCACUUCCCACCUCAAAUAUUCGGUUGAACAUGCAACGAAUUAUGCAAAACAAUGCUGCUGUCUUCCGAACUCAGGAGACCUUGGAAGAAGGUUGCAAAUUAAUUGACAAGACAUGGGAGAGUUUCCAUGAUGUGAAGGUCAAGGACAGGAGUUUAAUAUGGAACACUGAUUUGAUCGAGACAAUUGAAUUGGAAAAUCUUUUGAUCAAUGCCUCUAUUACCAUGCACUCUGCUGAAGCCAGGAAAGAGAGCAGAGGAGCACAUGCUCGUGAAGAUUUCACAACAAGAGAUGAUGAGAACUGGAUGAAGCACACAUUGGGAUUCUGGGAGAAUGAGAAGGUCAGGCUGGACUAUAGGCCAGUGCACAUGAACACAUUGGACGAUGAGAUGGAAACAAUCCCUCCCAAGGCCCGUGUAUACUGAUGACUUAUUCAACCAUAAUAGAUGGAAGAAGACUGCAAUAAAUCACUAUAGGUAAGCCAUGUGGAUGGUAAUUAUUUAAAGUUGUGUACUAUCUGCAACUUAAGCAGGUCGGUCGUUUUUAUGCUUGCAAGUAAAUUAUUUCAUUGAGCGUAAGCAUAAAUUCGAUCUGCAGGCCGAGAUGCCUUGUCUUUUUAUAUUGUCUUUUCUUUGCCAUGGCCUACCAGUUGAUAUGACUGUUUUGAAAGGAGAUGGACGUUUAUGAGGUACAAACAUGUAUCCAAUUCAAGUAGGAGAUUUCAAAUUUUUUUUUACUCAAUAAAGUGUUUUGAGGUGAACUUUUCUGAGUUUUUCC
Cucurbita moschata (crookneck pumpkin) is the source of this 2433-nucleotide messenger RNA. Its product is annotated as succinate dehydrogenase [ubiquinone] flavoprotein subunit 1, mitochondrial. Bases 174 to 2081 code for a protein of 635 amino acids. NCBI's taxonomy places the organism in Eukaryota, Viridiplantae, Streptophyta, Magnoliopsida, Cucurbitales, Cucurbitaceae. Gene Ontology annotation, biological process: mitochondrial electron transport, succinate to ubiquinone; tricarboxylic acid cycle. The transcript has 16 exons. Gene Ontology annotation, molecular function: electron transfer activity; succinate dehydrogenase (quinone) activity; flavin adenine dinucleotide binding. The record is from RefSeq and is a predicted model, not a curated record.